AUGCGUAUGAACACACUCCUGUCUCUGCUCACAGCAGUACCUAUAGCCCAAGUUGCUGCAAAAGACUUCUCAGGGUCAUGCUCCGGAAUGUCCUAUUUCUCCACCAGCAUUAAGGCAUUCUGCUUCACCGCUGACAAUGAGUACUCGAAUGACUCAAGCCUAGACUUGAAAAGCUGCCUCGCCAAUGUCGGAGGCCAAGUUGUCUGCCGCCCCAGCAAUCCGUCCUUCAAGUUCUGUGACUGUGGUCUUGCUGAAGCCUUCCUCUUUGAACUUGGCUGCUAA
Messenger RNA from Colletotrichum siamense, 282 nucleotides. RefSeq lists its product as uncharacterized. Lineage: Eukaryota; Fungi; Ascomycota; Sordariomycetes; Glomerellales; Glomerellaceae. The record is from RefSeq and is a predicted model, not a curated record. The transcript is spliced from 5 exons. The coding region runs from base 1 to 282 and encodes 93 amino acids.